AUGCCAGUGUCCGAUUUACGAGCUCUUGUGAAGCAGGAGCGUCAUGCGUGGAUUACUAUGGAGAACAUUGAGGAGUUCUUGGAAACGUAUGACGAAGUGCGUGAUAAGUGCGUAGUGCAGUUUCGCAUGCAGAAACUUGACGAAGUGUACGACAAGUAUUAUGAAGUGCGAGUACAAAUUGAGGUUCAAACCGACGAUCUGGAUAUACAGGAUGCAGCUAAGGAUGAAUCCGGUGAAAGUAGACCGCAGGACAUGGCUGAGGCUCGGAAGAGGGAGAACGAAGAAAUCUUUAAGGAGUUUGAGAAUAAAUACUUCAGACUGAAGCAGCAGUUAUUUUCGAAGACGGUCGGAAACGCUGGAGAUGUGUCGGGACGGCAAACGGUAGGCGAAGCGUGUCAGCCGUCACGGAUAAAGUAUCCAGAGCUGAGGCUGCUCACUUUCUCUGGCAAGCUUUCUGAAUGGAUCAACUUCCGGGACAAUUUCAAGUCAUUGAUCCAUGACAACAAUCAGUUGAAUUGCAUUGACAAGUUAAACUAUCUUCGAACGUCAUUGAAGGAUGAAGCUCAACUCCAGAUCAACCAAAUCCAGAUCAGCUCUGCAAACUAUGCCCUUGCUUGGGCCACUCUGGAGGCCAAAUACGAGAAUCACAAGCUGAUUGCUCAAGAACACUUGAGAGCCAUUUUCGCGGUUGCUCCGAUGAAGGUGGAAGGCUAUCAGGGAUUGAAUCAUCUCCUAACGACAUUUAGGGUUAAUUUGCAGCAGCUGGAGAAGCUAGGAGAGAUUACCGACAACUGGGGUACGCUACUCGCGUUCAUGCUUUCUCAGAAGCUUGAUGACGAUACGAUGCGACACUGGGAAACGCACCACAGUUCGAAGGACAUUCCAUCGUACAAGCCCAUGGUGGAGUUCCUGGAAAAACACUGUGCUAUUCUUCAGUCCACGUCAGCGCGAAGGAGCAUCGAGUUCAAGAGGCCGGUUAAGAGUCAAGUGGUUCAUGCUGCAGUGUCAUCUGAUGCGAUUUGCCAAGUCUGCAACGGUGGAUCGCAUUCCAUUGAGCAGUGUAGACGCUUCGGGAAAAUGAAGGUCAUCGAUAGGAAGAUGAUCGUGCGGAAGCUUGGAUUGUGUCUGCAGUGUCUGCAAUCUGGACACUUUGUCAUGGAUUGUUCGAGGUCUGCUUGUGGCAAAUGUGGAGGAAAUCAUCAUUAUAUGCUCCAUCCAUACGUCGCUCCGGUGAGCCAGGAGCAAACUUCAAGCCAUCCCUCCUCCCAAGUCCAAACGAAGAGACCUCAAGUCGCGAACCCACCGUCACAGCACUCAUAUCAGGCCCAAACCCGGAACAAUUCACACAACAACCCACAGCCUACACAAACACCAAGUACAUCUUCGCAGUAUGCACGCUUGAUACCUCCCACCAAUACUCCUACAAUACACCACACUGCUACAACAUCCGAAACACACCAUCAGUCAAGCAUUGCGCUUCUGUCUACCGCUAUCGUGAAACUUGGUGAUCGUCACGGAAACACCGUAUUUGCGCGCGCUUUGCUGGACAACGCACAGUGUGCAAAUUCGAGCCAAAAAACGGACGCAAUUCAACCACGAUAUGUACAUACCGUGGUUGAAUUGCGUCCGUUUUUUGGCUCGAUUUUGCACACUGUGAACGGUUCACAGAUCUGUAUUAUGUCCGAGUCGUUGUCUCAGAAGUUGAAGUUCCAGCGAGAUCGAGAAAAUUUGCCUGUGAAAGGUGUGGGUGGUUGUUCGUCUGUCAGCAAGCAAGCAGUGUUAGCUACAAUUUCUUCGUGCAAUUCGUCGUACGUGUCGUGUGAACUGAAGUUCUAUGUGCUGUCGAAGAUUACGUCGAACCUGCCGCAGCAAAGCUUCGAUAUUUCCUCGUGUCAUUUACCGGAGGGAAUUUCUCUGGCGGAUCCAAACUUCAACGAGUCUGGGGCGGUUGACGUGAUUUUGGGUGCGGUUAUCUUCUACGACCUCCUGUUGGACUCACAGCGAAAGCUCCCUGGUUCGGGAUUGAUUCUUCGGAACACACAGCUGGGAUGGAUUGUUGCCGGAAGUAUUCCAGAUGCCUCUGUGGUCAGCUACAACACGGUAGCCUCUGCGCCUGUGACUACGGAAGAACUCCGUGAGGAACUAGCGAGGUUCUGGGAGCUGGAAUCAUGUCGCACGAAGAGCUGUCUGUCCAUCGAGGAGUCUGCAUGCGAAGCUAUUUUUAAGGAGACAACUACCAGAGAUUCAGAUGGCAAAUUUCGAGUAACGCUGCCGAAGAGAAAGAACAUGAUCGAGAAGUUGGGAAAAUCGAAGCUGAUAGCGAAGAAACGUUUCCUGUCAAUGGAGAAACAGUUGGACGCCAACACAGAAAUGAAGGCGCUAUACACAGCUUUCAUGCACGAAUACUUGCAAAUGGGUCACAUGCAAGAAGUCGUAAACGGCAGCGAAGAUGAAGUUUCUACUCAGGAAUAUUAUAUCCCGCACCACGCAGUGCUGAAGCCCGACAGCACGACUACAAAACUAAGAGUAGUUUUCGAUGCAUCCUGCGCUACUGAUUCUGACGCGGAGAAAAUGUACCGGAUGGUAUGGCAAAGCGAGCAGGAUCAGCAGCUGCACAAAAUAUUCUGGAGAGAUACGUCCCAGGAGCCAUUGCGGACGUUUAAGCUCACCACUGUGACGUAUGGUACGUCAUCAGCACCCUACCUGGCUACUCGGUGCCUAAACCAGUGUGCCGAAGAAGGAGCGGAUCGCUAUCCCGUUGGAUCUAGGGUGGUCAAACGGAGCUUCUAUGUGGACGACAUGCUAGCAGGAUCGCAUACAAUCGAAGAAGGCAUUCUACUGUGCAAGGAAGUUCUGGAGCUUCUGAAGGGGUCAGGAUUCAACCUGAGAAAGUGGAAUUCCAACAAUUCGCAGAUUUUGAGAACGAUUCCUUCCCAUCUGAGAGACGAUCGUGAACUUCUGGAUUUGGACGAGAAGACAACUGUCAAGACGCUGGGCAUUACCUGGGAGCCGGCUACCGACACGCUAUGGAUCAAAGUUCCUGAUUUGAGGCCAAGUGGGCCAAUCACGCACCGUGUGGUGCUAUCAGAGAUAGCUCGUUUGUUUGAUCCAUAUGGGUUAGUUGGUCCGGUGGUGGUCCAGGGGAAAAUAUUCCUUCAAGAGUUGUGGAAGGGAAAAUACUCGUGGGAUGAGCCACUCAGCGAAGAACUUCAGUCACGAUGGUUGGAGUUCAGAACCAAUCUUCGAGAGUUGGACACGGUAUCUGUUCCUCGGUGGAUCGGUUUAGGUAAAGACAUUAUCUCGUGCGAGUUCCAUGGAUUCAGCGAUGCAAGCGAUAAGGCGUACGGUGCAGCGGUUUAUUUGCGCUGCAUGGACCGAAACGGAAAUAUUACCGUCAACCUGCUGAUGGCAAAAUCUAAGAUUGCGCCAUUGGAGGAUCUCAGCAGAAGAAAGAAAAGGCAGUCCACGCCCAGGCUGGAGUUAUCUGCAGCGCUACUGUUGGCGCACUUGUACGAAUCUGUCUCAACCAGCAUGGCGAUUAAAUCGAAGUCAUUCUUCUGGACUGAUUCUACAAUUGUCAAAUGCUGGAUUUCCUCACACCCGUCAAGAUGGCAAGCUUUCGUGGCCAACCGUGUAUCGGAGAUACAGCACACCACAAAGGAUGGUGCUUGGAACCAUGUUCCGGGGAUCGAGAAUCCUGCGGAUAUAAUAUCGAGAGGAGCAACUCCAGCUCAAAUAGCGGACAGUUCCCUGUGGUGGACUGGUCCAGAUUGGUUGAAAAUGGAUACACAGUAUUGGCCAGUAAGCACGCUGGCUCCAGAACAGCAAUUCGAUUCGGUGACCCUGGAGGAAAGACCGCUACUGUCAGCCGUUCUUCAGAUUCUGCCUCCGAAUGAAAUCUUCACGUUGCGAUCGACUCUGCUGAAUACUAUACGCAUAACUGCUUGGAUCCGUCGGUUCUCGUUCAACUGCAAACCACGAAACAAAUUUCAGCGAAGGUGCGGCAUCAUAACAGCCGCCGAACACGAAGCAGCAUUACUAGUUUUGGUGCAACUCGCCCAAUCGGAAUGCUUUCCGCUAGAAUUGUCUGAUCUUGCGUCAAAAAAUGAAGUCAGAACAACAUCGAAGCUCCGAAACCAUAACCCGAUAAUGGUUGAUGGGACACUAUGCGUUGGCGGCCGGCUUGGAAAUGCUCCAGUUUCGCGAGGGCGCAGACACCCGAUUAUCCUGGAUAGCCGCCAUCCUUUAACGAAGCUAAUUGUAAUCGACUACCAUCACCGACUGCUCCAUGGAGGGCCUCAGUUGAUGAUAUCCUGCAUACGGGAAAGAUUUUGGCCACUGAGUGUGAAAAACUUGGCCAAAAGGGUGACGCAUGAAUGCGUCUGUGAAAUGUUACCUCUGCGUGUUCGUUUGCAUGGCGUGCAAAGCCGUACACAUCGAGGUAGUUAUGGACCUAACUACAGAAGCAUUCCUUGUCGCUCUGAGAAGAUUCGUCGCCAGACGUGGGAAGCCAAUCGAAAUCUACUGCGACAAUGCGACAAAUUUCGUUGGAGCACGGAGGCAGCUGAGUGA
Messenger RNA from Armigeres subalbatus, 4572 nucleotides. RefSeq lists its product as uncharacterized. NCBI's taxonomy places the organism in Eukaryota, Metazoa, Arthropoda, Insecta, Diptera, Culicidae. The record is from RefSeq and is a predicted model, not a curated record. Bases 1 to 4572 code for a protein of 1523 amino acids. The transcript is spliced from 3 exons.